UACUGCUCUUCAAAUGGGGUCGGGAAGAGUCGGACUCAACUGUGCGACUGAACAACAACAACUGCUCUUCAAUAGUUUGACUAAUUCCAUUCAAUAUUUAAGAGUGUUUGGGACUUUAUGUCUUCGUUCCCACUGCUAGGAAAAUUCUCGAAGGUGGGAUGAGCACCCAGAAGACAUGCGUGUGUGAGGGAUGAGUUCACUUUCUGGCUUGAACAAAACAGCUUCUUAAAGCAUCUUCUGACCUCAGCUAGAGAACAGAAAAGAAAAUUGUUCCUUCAAGUGGAGUGUAGCAUCUACGGAAAAAGACAUCUGGAUGCACCAUGGUGGUGCAGAGUAACCUGGACAUUGGAGAGAGUAGGAAAGGGGUCUUGCUCGAGCCAUUUGUCCACCAAGUUGGAGGCCACAUGAGCAUGAUGAAGUAUGAUGAGCACACCGUCUGCAAGCCUCUUGUUUCCCAGGAACAAUGGUUCUAUGAGACUCUCCCUACCGCGAUGAGACAGUUCACACCUCAGUACAAAGGCAUCAUUUCUGUACACCUCAAGAAGGACAGCAUGGGCAAUCUAAGCCUCAUAGCCAGCCCACAAACGGACAACCGCAGUUCACUGGAUAAUGCUUCUAAGGAGUCUUCAAUGACAAUAUGGCAGAAGCUCAGCCAGGUGAACAGCAGCAGCAGUGGCCAUACAUUUGUCAAAUGGAAUCACAGUCCCCUCACAAACACCAUCAAAGACAGCUGCCAAGGAAAAGCACUAUUACAGACAGACCUGCAGUACCACAGAGAUGUGUCUUCGCUUAUGGAGGAUGCCAGUGGGAAUCAGGCACAAAAGAACAGCUAUAACCCCUGGGGACUGCACUGCCACAAGCAGCAUCUCAGCCGCCUGUCUUCCAAGUGUAAUGAGAACAAACUUCAUCAAUUUCUGUUGCUUGAAAAUGUGGUAUCCAAGUAUAAAUAUCCAUGUAUUCUGGACUUGAAGAUGGGAACCAGGCAGCAUGCUGAUGAUGCAUCAGAGGAGAAGAAAGCACGACAAAUAAAGAAGUGUGAACAGAGCACAUCAGCAUCCCUUGGAGUCCGUAUUUGUGGCAUGCAGGUUUACCAAGCAGAUGCUGUCCAAUACCUCUGCAACGACAAAUAUUAUGGACGGAAACUCUCACCAGAUGGCUUUAAGCAGGCCCUCUGUCAGUUUCUGCACAAUGGUAUACUUCUCAGAACAGACCUUGCAGAACCCAUUGUGUGUCAACUGAAGACUCUACUAUCCAUCAUCAAAAAACAGAGCUCUUACCGGUUCUACUCCAGCUCACUUCUUAUAAUUUAUGAGGGACUGGAGAAAACGAUCGACAACCACACUCAGGGGCUCUGUCAGAACACUAGCAGCACUGUUCCAUAUGGGAACAGCCACCCCAAAGUUGAUGUCCGGAUGAUAGACUUUGCUCACACAACAUACAAAGGCUCAAAGUAUAAUCAGACAGCCUAUGACGGACCAGAUCAUGGCUAUAUUUUUGGUCUAGAAAACCUAAUAAAAAUUAUUCAAAACAUCUCAGUGGGUGAAUGAUAAUGGCUGAAUUGACUGUAUGGUAAUAAAAGGGACAGCCUGCAUGUCAGGCCAACAGUAGGAAGACCGCCUGGCAAACUGUAUCACAUGCACUGUUUUCAGAUGGAAAACCACAGGAUGGAUAGCUUGUCAGAAAAAGCUCUGGUCAUGCUACUCUGUCUGGAUUGGAUGGGAUCCAUUGUAAUUGUGAUCUGUCAGAACAUUAUUUUCCUUUCUCAUUUUCAUGUUGUCCUUCAUUUGUGAGCUAGAAUGUUAUGUGAAAGGAAUUUGAAUGAAGGACUUGUUCAUCAAGAAGAUUUCCAAGGCCAAAAGAGGCCAACCAGAUAUUGUGCUCAUGAAAAGGGCUUCAAGACAUGUCGGCAAGCCCUUUAAAAACUCACACUUAGUUUGAUGAGCCAAGGGCUUUUGUUUACACAACCAGAUGUCACUACAGCCUUCUACGUCCUCCAAUAACUGGCACCUUAAAAACUACAAGCAUAUUAAUUCCUUUUUCCUUUGUAUUCUGUACCAGUGUGUGGCACUGUAUGCUCCAAGGAAUGUGUGUGUGAGCCAAAGGAAUGAAUGGAUAUAAUAAAAAGAAAAAAUGAGCCAGUGCCAGAUAGCCCCUCCUGGAGUAAGGCAGGUCUUUGCUAGAAGAGCUAGAGAGGUGGGGAUCAUACUAUGGCACUUUAUGUAUGAAUAUGUAUGAAUGAGGAAUCAGACAGGCCUUGAUCUUGAAGACAUAUGAUAUGUGUUCACAUGUGCUGAUCAAGGGGCCCAAAAGUUUUGUAUUCCGCUUCUAUGCACGUAUGUUUAUGUGAGUGGACUAAAUUAAAAAAACAUGACAAAAUGUUUACAGAAUGUAUGAACAUUUGUAAAAAUGGAACAACCAAAUGACAAAUUCCUUCCUAUAUCCCAUGGAAAAUCUGUUAGAAUGUUUUUAAAUACAGAGAUAUAAAGUCCAAUAGCAGAAAAGGAAUGUAAAGCUGUAAAUAAAUUGUACAGUUCCUGUAACAUACUGGAAAUCCUUUUGUAAGCGAUUUAUUUCUUGUGGACUGUGAAUAACCACAAAUUAUGACAGGAAGAUUAAAAAAUUAGGCCAACUUUAUGUUCCACAGACUCUUACCAGCUGCAUGCAGGAAAUGGCUAGAAG
Molecule: messenger RNA, 2679 nt
Organism: Gekko japonicus
Lineage: Eukaryota; Metazoa; Chordata; Lepidosauria; Squamata; Gekkonidae
Gene: IP6K3
Product: inositol hexakisphosphate kinase 3
Exons: 6
Coding region: 321-1547 (408 amino acids)
Biological process (GO): inositol phosphate biosynthetic process; phosphatidylinositol phosphate biosynthetic process
Cellular component (GO): cytoplasm; nucleus
Molecular function (GO): inositol hexakisphosphate kinase activity
Source: RefSeq, a predicted model, not a curated record